AUGGCUGCCCCCGAUGUCGCUGCCACCCCCGGCGUUCAGACCGGCAAGGUGAAGUGGUUCAACAGCACCAAGGGCUUCGGGUUCAUCACUCCCGAUGAUGGCGGAGAGGAGCUUUUCGUCCACCAGACGAGCAUCAAGGCGGAGGGCUUCCGCAGCCUCGACGAGAACGAGGUCGUCGAGUUCACCAUCGAGACCAGCGAGGACGGCCGCACCAAGGCCGUUAACGUUACCGGCCCGGCUGGAUCCUACGUGAAGGGCGCUCCCAGGCGCGACGGCUACGGCGGCGGUGGCGGCCGUUUCGGCGGCGGCGGCUUCGGCGGCCGUGGCGGUGGACGCUUCGGCGGCGGCCGCGGCGGCGGACGGUUCGGCGGCGGACCCGGCGUGUGCUACAACUGCAACAUGCCCGGACACCUUGCUCGCGACUGCCCGACGCCUGCCGUGGGCGGCGGCGCCGGUGGCGGUGCCCCCCGUACUUGCUACACGUGCAACCAGCCCGGCCACAUCGCCCGACUUGUUGGCUCGUUAUGGAGGGCUCGUUUCCGCGAGGGCUCGCUCGGGAGGGCUCGUUCCCGCAUGGGCUCCUUUGGAAAGCACCGGAGGCACGACCGCUGUCGGGAAGAACGAGGGCUGUCGCUCUCCGUCACGCUCGUCUUUCUCGUCGCGUCAGGCCUGCUUUCACGUGUCCCCUCCCCUGCAGCUGCUGCUGCUCAGCCGAUUUCCGCUUCCCAAGCCGGAGUUCUGGAGAGCUGUCAGCAGGCCUGGGGGCGGACCUUUCCAGGCUGGGCGGCAGGGAGUGACUGUAUCGAAGCCCAGGGGCUCGUGUGUGACUCUGACGGGGGGAUUGUGUCCAUCACGUUGAACAGCUCUGGGCUUGCGGGCUCCAUUCCAAAGGCCAUCUUCACUCUCACCAGCCUCAAGUCCCUGGACCUAAGUCACAACUACCUGAAUGGCUCCAUUCCCCAGUCUUUAGGUUCGGCCAAUCAAGUAACGAGCUUAAAUCUGAGCGGCAACAACUUAGAGGGCUUAAUUCCUCCCACGCUCGGCCUUCUGACCAGCCUUGCCUCACUUCAUCUUGGGAGCAACGCCUUGGACGGCACAUUGCCAAUGGAGCUCACUUUUCUUUCUGCCAUUUCAUACAUGAACUUGACUGGAAAUAGAGUAAGAGGUCGAAUCCCAGGAGGCAUAUCCCAACUCAGUGAACUCGCAUUCUUGGACCUCUCAGGCAACCAGCUUGAUGGGUCGAUUCCAGUAUCCAUUGGCAACCUUGCCAACCUUGUUGAAUUAAACCUCAGCAGCAACACUUUGGCAGGCAGCAUUCCCAACCGCCUCUACGGCCUCUCUGCUCUGCGAUCCCUGUCACUUUCUGGGAACCUUCUGUCUGGAUCUUUGUCUUCUAGUGUGGCGUCCUUGGCUGCCCUGCAGUCUCUGUAUUUGGGUCAAAACAACUUCACAGGAUCCCUCCCACCCGUUCUGGGUCGACUUACGAAUCUGACUCUCCUAAGCUUCGACCAAUCAGGGCUGUCGUGCCCGACAGCUGGUGCCGAUUGUGUGGUGAAGCAAGCUACAAGCACCGGGUUCUGCCAGGCCUGUGUUGACUUGUGCUCCCAGUGCAUCCAUAACUCAAGCUCAGCUCCCAACCCUCCAUCCACGAACCCCCCGCCUGUGCCACCGUCACCACCACUAGCACCUGAUCCAAACUCCCCAUCCUCCCCCCCCUACUCCUCCUCCUCCUCCUCCUCUCUUUCCACGGGAGCCAUUGUCGGCAUUGCUGUUGCUGUUGUGCUGCUGCUACUGGUGGUGGCGAUGCUGCUGGUGAUGCAUGCGCGGGGGGUUCUGCCAUGCUUGCAGCACAGAGGGAGGGGGGGGAGCAGGGCCUUUGGGACAAGGGCAACGAUGACAGCUGGAUGGUUCGGAGGUGGAUAUCGCCGCCACAGCCGCAGCCACAGCAGCCACACCAGCGCCGGGCCAGCAGCGGACACGUCACCGCAAGUGUGUCAGCGCUACGCGCUUGCUGACGUGGCACGCGCCACUGCCAACUGGGCGGAUCGCAAUCUCAUUGGCAGCGGCGGCUUUGGUGACGUGUACCGGGGGGUGUGCCCGACUGAUCCCGGGGUUGUGUGGGCCGUGAAGCGCGCUCGAGUCCUCACCAAGGACUUUCAGAGAGAGGUGAACGCCAUGGCAUCGAAGCACCACCCCAACCUGGUGAGGCUGCUGGGGUUCUGCAUCGACUUCAACGCGGGCACGGAGGAGAUGGAGCAGGUGGUGGUGUAUGAGUUCAUGGAGAACGGCGAUCUCGACCGUUGGAUCGGAGACGAGGCACCCAAGCCGCUCUCCCUGCUGGAGCGUGUGAACAUUCUCAUCGGCGCUGCCCAUGGGAUAGAGUACCUCCACAGCUUUGGCAUCGUGCACCGCGACAUCAAACCCGCCAACAUCCUGCUGGACGGCAAGAUGAAUGCUAAAAUCGCUGACUUUGGGCUGCUGAGGGAGGGAGAGGGCAGCACAGUGGGCAACACCAGAGUGAUGGGCACACCGGGCUAUGUGGACCCUGCUUACUUCAAGUCACAGAAAGCUACCCCGAUGGCAGAUGUGCACAGCUUCGGAGUGGUGAUGCUCGCGGUGAUAACAGCACAACAUGCAGUGCGCGACCAGCGUGACACGGGGAGAGUCAACCUCAAAGCAUGGGUGGCACCUCUAGUUGCUGCCCAUGAGGUGGCAUCCUUCAAAGAUCCUCGCCUCGAGGGACCUGCUGACCUCAUCCUCCGCCUCGCUGAGCUGGCGCUGAGCUGUACGGCCAUGCCGACCGCAACGCGGCCGGAUAUAAUGCGGAUUAUUGGAGAUCUCAAGGCGAUGCGUGCUGAGUUGACAGGUGGCGAUGUGGACGAACGAGCGGUCAGGAUUGACUCUGAGCUGGCGAUUGGUGUGGGAGAGACGUUGGAGGAGCAGAUUAUGAGGGUGGAGAGCAUGGGGGAUGGUGAUAGAGGAGGAAUUGAGGAAGACAUACCAGAUGGUGGUGGUACACAGUGA
This is a messenger RNA of Closterium sp. Naga37s-1, 3024 nucleotides long. Lineage: Eukaryota; Viridiplantae; Streptophyta; Zygnematophyceae; Desmidiales; Closteriaceae. The record is from the annotation of a GenBank genome assembly.